GGGCGGCACUCCUGCCUCAGCCUGCCUCUCUCGCCCUGUCACCUCGUCAGCAUCCUCAGCUGACCCCAAAGGAGACUGCCCAGGUCAGGCUGCCCCAGCAGGCGGUGCGGUGGCAGCCAGCGCUCUGUCCCUGGGACCUUUCUCCAGGGGUGACCUUCUGGGUCCUCCAGAGAGGAAGAUGUAGAGCCUGCAGAAGGAGCCCUGAAUUCUAGUUCUGCGCCUGUGCCAUGUGACCUUGGGCAAGUCCCUUCACCUCUCUGGGCCUCAUUUUUCUUUCUGUGAAAAGAUGGAUUUGGAUUCAAAUUGGGGAACUGGUUCAGGGAGUAGUUAUUGGGUAAUGGUCAAGCAGGGACAGUCCCUGAAUUCAGCCUGCCUGGGUUGAAAUCUGGCCUCUCUACCUUGCAAUUUACUUACAAGAGACAAGUUAACCACUAAGCCUCAGUUCUGUCCUCUGUAAGGUGGGGGAUAUUAACUGAGAUAGGAUUCAUCAACAACAGGACUAUUGGCGUUUUGAGCCACAUCCUUUGUGGUGAAUGCAGGUCUCACCUGUUACCCCGAUCUGUGACAACCAAAAUGUCUCCAGACAGUGCCUUGACUGAGAGCCACUGAGCUCAUACAUUGCUUACGAGCAAGCUGUCAUCUGUACUACCACCAGCUAUUAUGGGAAUAAUGACGGAAUCUAGAAACGUCUUCGGAGUCAAGAGGAUUGGUAAAACUUCAAACAAAUAUGGGAGAGAUCAGUGUCAAAGCUGAGUAAUGGAUGCAAGUUCACUUGGAUAUUCUUUCUACUCUAAUGUUUGAAAAUGUCGGAGUAAAAAGUUAAGGCCUGGGCUGGGGAGGCAGCUCCUCUGUUUAGUGAGUGGAAGGCCUUGGGUUCCAUUUCCAGCACUGAAAAGAUAAAAAAGGUCACUCCGAAGAACAAAACCAAAAAAUAUUAGGACAGCUUCAUGGUAGUGUCUCAUCUGGGAUUUCCUCUUCUGCCUUACCCCCUACUGGGAUUGAAAAGCAAAAUAAAUCCUCGGAUCUGGAGGAAACUUUAAAAACUUCUCACAGGAAGUUCGCCGGGCAGAGAGCUACAGGCUAAACAGCAAGCAACACAGUGUUUAAUUGCUGCUGCCUUAUUUUUAAAAAUAUGUGCCAUUCUCCGUCGGUGCACAGAGGUUACCCGAUGAUCUGCAGGUCAGUUUGGAGGUGAAGUUGGUAGAGCACAGAGACCGUAGCUGAAGGAAGGAACCUGCUGCUGUUUUCAAGUUCAAAGAAGAUGCCUCUAAUGGAGGAGUUUCUGAGAAGCAGCACUGGGCCAGUGGCUUUGACAAGGAGCUCCAGCCAGAGACUGUUUAGAGCCUUGGACAUCGCAUCCUGAGGACCGCAGCAGAGGGGAGCAUGGCUGUGAAUCUGGAUGACGAUGUGCCCCUCAUCCUGACCAUGGAUGAAGGUUGCAGCGCCCCAGCGGCUUCCUCCAACAGCCUUGGGCCUGAGCAGCUGCCCAGCAGAAGAAAGUUUGGGCUCAAAAUGGGGCCUGGCAGGAGCCAAGAUUUGGGACUGGUCAAAGAACGACAAAGGAGGCCAAGCCGGGAGCAGCCCUGGGCUAACUUGGAAGAUGGGGGCAGCCACACCAUCCCUGACUCCCGGGCCCCCAGUCUGGUCUCUGGGGGCGAGAACUCCCCUGCCAGCCCCACCCCACACGACUGGGAGAUGAAUUACCAAGAGGCAGCCAUCUACCUCCAGGAAGGCGAGAACAACGACAAGUUCUUCACCCAUCCCAAGGAUGCCAAAGCGCUGGCGGCCUACCUCUUCGCACACAACCAUGUCUUCUACCUGAUGGAGCUGCUCACCGCCCUGCUGCUGCUGCUGCUGACGCUGUGUGAGGCGCCUGCUGUGCCUGCGCUGCGCCUCGGCAUCUAUGUCCACGCCACCCUGGAGCUGUUCGCCCUGAUGGUGGUGGUGUGUGAGCUCUGCAUGAAGCUUCGGUGGCUGGGCCUCCACACCUUCGUCCGGCACAAGCGGACCAUGGUCAAGACUUCCGUGCUGGUGGUGCAGUUUGUGGAGGCCAUCGUGGUGCUGGUGCGGCAGACGUCCCACGUGCGGGUGACCCGGGCGCUGCGCUGCAUUUUCCUGGUGGACUGUCGCUACUGUGGUGGCGUGCGGCGCAACCUCCGGCAGAUCUUCCAGUCCCUGCCGCCCUUCAUGGACAUCCUCCUGCUGCUGCUCUUCUUCAUGAUCAUCUUCGCCAUCCUCGGAUUCUACCUAUUCUCUCCGAAUCCUUCUGACCCUUACUUCAGCACCCUGGAGAACAGCAUCGUCAGCCUGUUUGUCCUUCUGACCACGGCCAACUUCCCAGACGUGAUGAUGCCCUCCUAUUCCCGCAACCCGUGGUCCUGUGUCUUCUUCAUCGUGUACCUGUCCAUCGAGCUCUACUUCAUCAUGAACCUGCUCCUGGCCGUGGUGUUCGACACCUUCAAUGACAUCGAGAAGCGCAAGUUCAAGUCUCUGCUGCUGCAUAAGCGAACUGCCAUCCAGCAUGCCUUCCGCCUGCUCACCAGCCAGCGGCGGCCCUCAGGCAUUUCCUACAGGCAGUUCGAAGGCCUGAUGCGCUUCUACAAGCCCCGGAUGAGUGCCCGGGAGCGCUUCCUGACUUUCAAGGCCCUAAAUCAGAGCAACAAACCUCUGCUGAGCUUGGAGGACUUCUGUGACAUCUAUGAAAUCGCCACCCUGAAGUGGAAGGCCAAGAGAAACCGCGAGCACUGGUUCGACGAGCUCCCCAGGACGGCCUUCCUCAUCUUCAAGGGAAUUAAUAUCCUGGUGCAGUCCAAGGCCUUCCAGUAUUUCAUGUACUUGGUAGUGGCAGUGAACGGGAUGUGGAUCCUGGUGGAGACAUUCAUGCUGAAGGGCGGGAACUUCUUCCCCAAGCACGUGCCCUGGAGCUACCUUGUCUUUCUCACCAUCUAUGGGGUGGAGCUGUUCCUGAAGGUGGCCGGCUUCGGCCCUGUGGAGUACCUGUCCUCCGGAUGGAACCUGUUCGACUUCUCUGUCACAGUGUUCGCCUUCUUGGGCCUGCUGGCCCUGGCCCUCAACAUGGAGCCCUUCUACUUCAUCGUGGUCCUGCGUCCCCUCCAGCUGCUGAGGCUGUUCAAACUGAAGAAGCGAUACCGCAACGUGCUGGACACCAUGUUUGAGCUGCUGCCGCGGAUGGCCAGCCUAGGCCUCACGCUGCUCAUCUUCUACUACUCCUUCGCCAUCGUGGGCAUGGAGUUCUUCUGCGGACUCCUCUACCCCAACUGCUGCAACACCAGCACAGUGGCCGAUGCCUACCGCUGGCUCAACCACACCGUGGGUGACAAGACAGUGGUGGAGGAGGGCUACUACUAUCUCAACAACUUCGACAACAUCCUCAACAGCUUCGGACGUGUCUCUGUCCCCUCCCUCCACAGUGACCUUGUUCGAGCUCACAGUCGUCAACAACUGGUACAUUAUCAUGGCGUCACCUCGCAGACCUCCCACUGGAGCCGCCUGUACUUCAUGACCUUCUACAUCGUGACCAUGGUGGUGAUGACCAUCAUUGUGGCCUUCAUCCUGGAGGCCUUCGUCUUCCGGAUGAACUACAGCCGCAAGAGCCAGGACUCGGAAGUGGAUGGCGGCAUCACCCUUGAGAAGGAAAUCUCCAAGGAGGAGCUGGUGGCCAUCUUGGAGCUGUACCGGGGGGCACGAGGGGCUUCAUCCAGUGUCACGCAGCUGCUCGAGACCCUCUCACAGAUGGAGAAGUACCAGCAAAAUUCCUUGGUGUUUCUGGGGCGGAGGUCAAGGACCAAAAGCGACUUGAGCCUGAAGAUGUACCAGGAGGAGAUCCAGGAGUGGUACACGGAGCACGCUCGGGAGCAGGAGGCCCAGCGGCAGCAGCUCAGCAGCAGUGGCACUGUGCCCACCACCCAGCAGCCUCCUGGCAGCCGCCAGCGCUCGCAGACCAUCACCUAGCGCCAGCUCGGGAAGCCAUCUCUUCUAUGCAAUAACACAGUAGUAUUCUCUUCCUGCCGUGUAUCGGAAGACCGCGUCAGCACACGCGCAUAUAUAUGCACAUGUUUAUACACAGCGAGAGCAGACUAGCAGGCACCGUGCAGUCAGUCACCUGGCCCUGUCUCCUUGAGGCCACAGGCACAGCCUGCAAGGGGCCAACCCCACAGGGCUGAGCCAGGCAGGGCUUCCUGCUGCUGCUUCCAGGCCUGCGCACCCAGAGCUCCUACUAACCCUGUGACCUUGCCACGGGCAUAUGCCUGGCUUUUGGGACAAAACCACUUACCAGUAGGAAGGAAAGAACUCCCCACCGUGGCGGUAUUUCUCAGAUGAUAAUGUAACAGGAUGGAUGUCCCUCUGGGGGAGGAAGCUGGAGAGUGAGGUUACAGAUCAUAGAGAGUGGUCAGGUGCAGGCAGCCAGUCGCAGACAAGAGGUGCCGUUGACCCAUUUCAGUCCCACCUCUGUGAGCCUUCUCUCUAUGUACUUUAGUUUAGCCUUUGUGGCCAGAAAUCCUCCUGGAACAGCCUCCUGCAGGACCCAAGUGCCGGAUAGAGAAGAUACGAGCAGUUCCUGCCUGGGCCUCCUGCACCAGGUCCUCUUCCUGCAAUGGACCUUCUGCUGUGUGCACUGGGGAUGGGAGCCACUGCUGGGACGCCUGCUGCGGCUAUGGUGGGGACUCAUCCCACCCUGGAGUUUUCCGUGGCAGGAUUGGUUAUUGCAGAAGGAGGUUCAGGCCGACCCCCAACUAACCAAGUGCCCCGUACCUCGUGGGCCAUCUGUGUGGCCAAGGUAGGACAGGGGGCGCAGGGUGGAGUUGAGGGACAGCCGCCAGGUGGGCAGAGCCUCCAGGGGAGCAGUCCCAGUCCCAACCCCUCCAGCACCCCAGGGCCAGGCUAGUCCAGAAGCCGGCUGGGCGCCCUCUCCCUGCAGCAGGGAGGAGUGGGUGUCCCAAGUUUUCAGUACAGCCCUUGGGGAAAACACUGUUUCCCAGGGUGGUCAGGAGAGGACAUGGUCCUCGUCCUCUCUUGAGGGCCAUUGGCCUCCGCAGGAACUCAACAGAGCAGGGCCAGAGCUCUGCUCUCCAGAGAGGGAACCUUAUUUGCACAUCCAGGUGCCUUUUCCUUUUAUGUAUUGGAAUGGGCCUGGGGGGGGCAGCCUCGCCAGGGGUCGUGGUUCCGAGACCUGCACAUCUGGCCCACAGAGCCAGGGAUUCUCGGUGCUGUUGGGGGCGCUAGUCCACCCUUCUGUCCCCGGCCUGGUCUUGGUCAGGACCAGACAGACACACGGUGGCAGUAGCGUUGGGGGGGCAGACUCCAGCCAGUGAUGAGCACUGUCAACAGGCCACUGACACCAGGUGUCGCCCCAGGCCGAGGGAUGUCAUCUAGCUCAGAUGUCCACGCCCCCACGUCGCAGCUGAGCAGGACCAGGCGAAGCUUGCUGCAGACCCCUGGUCACAGCCUGUCCAGGGCGGCAGUGGCACUGUGCCCUCCCCACAGGCCGUGGCGCUUCAGGGAGGACAGCAGCCCCUCCUCCCCCCACCCCAGCCUUACUUCACACCACGCGGACAAUCAUUUUGUACAGACCUCGGGAGCAACGCUGUAAGAUUUUGUAUGUUGGUGAUUUGCUACAUAGAAACCCACUGUGACUCUGGAUCUCUGGCGUGUUAAUAAUAAAAGAGCCUGUGCUUUGUA
This is a messenger RNA of Heterocephalus glaber (naked mole-rat), 5700 nucleotides long. RefSeq names its product two pore segment channel 1 (gene Tpcn1). Gene Ontology annotation, cellular component: lysosomal membrane; endosome membrane. The record is from RefSeq and is a predicted model, not a curated record. Gene Ontology annotation, molecular function: voltage-gated channel activity; monoatomic ion channel activity. NCBI's taxonomy places the organism in Eukaryota, Metazoa, Chordata, Mammalia, Rodentia, Bathyergidae. Gene Ontology annotation, biological process: monoatomic ion transport; transmembrane transport.